Molecule: messenger RNA, 1980 nt
Organism: Cylindrotheca closterium
Lineage: Eukaryota; Bacillariophyta; Bacillariophyceae; Bacillariales; Bacillariaceae
Source: the annotation of a GenBank genome assembly
AUGAGCUUCAAUGAAUCGCCGUGGAUGUCAAGGCCACUCAUCCCUUCAAUUGGUGUAACUUCCAGUGUAGCGGAGUGUUGCAAUGGCUUUAUUUCAUGGUGGACCGGAACAGAGAGUGCCAAUGACGAGCAACAGGAAACGACGGCUAACUUGUUGGAACCUCUUGUUGUGGAACAAGCUACUACUCAAGUGAUGGACGAAGAGGAACGACUACAAACAAUUGAAUCCGAUUUGUUCCUUGAUGAGGUGGAAAGCAAGGAAGCGUCACCAGAGCAUUGCUCGGACAUUGAAAAUGCUCUAGUGACGAAUGACAAGGAAGGCGUACAUUCACAACUUGACAUAUUUGUUGAUGACCCUGGCCAGGAUGAAAUACAACCCAAUCCAUUGAUGGAAAUUGGUGGAUCGUUAGAACCUUUGGACUUUGAUAGUGAUAGUGCACUUGUGACUCCUCGUGAUAUAAGGAAACCUCUUCGCCCUGAAGUUUCACACGACGAGCCUGCUGAGCAGUGCGAAGCACAUACCACUGAAACUAUUGAACAAAACAUAUUCAAUGAUACUCACCAAGUGGGAGAGGCACAGCAAAUCAGAGCACCGAUUGAAAAGAGCUCGUCCGAGCCUUUGGAAAUUGAAAAUCAUCUUUUGGCCAAUAUGCAACCACCAGCUACAUUUCUGUUUGACGAUGACGACAAAGAAGCCGAACUUGCUAAUUCGAUAUUUCGAAGCCGAACACCAAAGCCUUCUACUCCUAUAGUGGAGUACGACGAAAGCAUACAUGCAAAGCGGGAACGAUCUGAUGGUUCAAAGCAUGAUGAGGCCACAAUGUCCGAUCUAUCAUCCAAUCGCACAGUGGUACUACUACCUACAGGAACACCACUUGUCGAAAAGCGAGUCUCGGGUCUUAUUGCCAUAUUCGAAUCACGCUCAACCGAUGAGGGCGAGAAUGUCACUCCCACAUCUCUUUGUUCGGCAUCUUCCUUUUCAGCACAAGAGAUGUCGUGUCCUUGUUGCAAAAAGAAGAUUUAUCCUACAGAUGCGACAAUUGCAUACCACGACAAGGUCUUCCAUGGGGGUUGCUUUAAAUGUCAUUUGUGCGAUCGGAAAUUCUCUAGAGGAAUGUCGGAAGUUGCCGGCAUGAUUGCUGCCGACGAGGAUGAUUCAACGUCUUCCAGCUGUAAGCUGAGCUGUACGAAAUGUCGGGACGACGCCGCGGUCAAACACAUUCCACUUCGAAAGUCAACACCAGCAUGCCAGUCAAUUACCAUUACGACUCCCGAAAAGGGGAAUAUCCAACAAGUAAAGGACGAAAUCGGUGAUGAUUUGGAAUCUGUCAUGGAUGGUAUGGUUCCUCGUUGUGCCAUUUGUGGAACUCACUUUUUGGGUGGCGGUGAAUCGAGUGACAUGAUGAUUUUGGGGAUGAACAAAUAUCACAGAAAGUGUCGAAUGUAUGGUAGACCCAUGGUAGAACGCUGUGAACGAAAGGUGCUUCCCAUUGUCGCUGCCAAUUACGCUCCCGAAUCUCUUGUUGUUCGCAUCAGCAAUACUGCGUCCUCGGAAUCUUCAACACAAGAAAUCAUGACAACAUUCUAUUUUAUUCUUCCCGACAAGGCUAUAGACUUGCAGCGAAUUCGAAGUGCGGAGCAGCCGAAUGAAAAUGUCCAUUUUGAAUACGUCAUGGAUUCGAGCGCCUAUGCCAAUCCAAAUUAUGAGGGAACCAAGAAGAACGCGAAAACGACUUUCCCAUGUCAUGGUGUUGGAGGUGCCGAGAGUCGUCUCUCUGUUGGCUUUCUAGGAGAUCCGUGUGGUUUGCCAAUCCAACUGGCUAACGCCAGAAUCGAAGACCGGGACGGAGACCAGGUGUUUUGCGCGGAAUUGGAAUGCUUCAAAUUCCAGCUGCGACACAGAUUUGAUUUGGUGAUGAGCACCAAAGAGGAAGUGGUAGAUUUGAAAACUGCCACGCUAUCCAUGCAUAUCGCGGGCUAA